AUGUGUUCUACAUUUUCGCUUUCGGCUAAGCCUUGCGCUGCGGCACAUACUGGCAAAUUCCUGCAUUCAAAAUCCCUAGCUACAAGAGCAAAAGCUGAAGUGAUCACAGCUCCAAAGAGAUCGAGCGGACAAGCUUUUCCUCAGCUAUUAAAACAAGGAAUUCCUCAUACUGAUCUUCAAGUACAUGAAAUUGUUGAGAGGCAGUCUCAUGCUAAUGUCUUGGGCAAGCAAGAUACGUGUAGAAAGUCAGAGUUCCAUCCCGUGUUUCUUGAAGAAGCCUAUGGAAGGUGCAGAAACAUUUGCGCCGAAUAUGCCAAGACAUUCUAUCUAGGAACUCUGCUGAUGACAGAGGAGCGACAGAAAGCCAUAUGGGCAAUAUAUGUAUGGUGCAGGAGGACAGACGAACUGGUCGAUGGCCCUAAUGCGGUGCACAUGAGCACUGCUGUUCUUGAUAGGUGGGAAGAGAGGCUGCAAGACAUCUUUGAUGGAUUCCCCUAUGACAUGCUCGACGCUGCACUUACCGAUACGAUUUCCAAGUUUUCUUUAGACAUUAAGCCUUUUAGGGACAUGAUUGAAGGUAUGAGAAUGGAUACUAGAAAAUUUCGCUAUGAUAAUUUUCAAGAGCUCUAUAUGUAUUGCUACUACGUUGCGGGCACAGUCGGCCUUAUGAGUGUUCCAGUGAUGGGAAUUGCAGCAGAAGCUUCGGUUUCUGCUCUAAGUAUUUAUAAUGCAGCACUGUACUUGGGUAUUGGAAAUCAACUGACAAACAUUCUUAGAGAUGUUGGAGAGGAUGCUUUGAGAGGGAGAAUUUAUCUUCCACAAGAUGAGCUUGCACAGUUUGGUCUAUGCGACAAGGAUGUUUUCUCAAGAAAGGUCACUGAUGGAUGGAGAGAGUUAAUGAAGGAGCAGAUAACAAGGGCAAGAUUCUAUUUCAACCUUGCAGAAGAGGGGGCUUCACAGCUCGAAAAAGCGAGCCGAUGGCCGGUAUGGUCAUCCUUGCUGAUAUACAGAAAAAUCUUGGAUGCAAUUGAGGAUAAUGAUUAUGAUAACUUCACCAAACGAGCUUUUGUUGGAAGAACUAAGAAACUUCUCACAUUGCCCCUAGCAUACUCCAAAGCUCAACCGAUUUCUAGCUUGAUCUUUCAGUAAAUCAAGAUUUUAUAAGCAGCCCUAGUGUGUGGAGGAGUGGAGUAAAUAGUGAAACAAGGUUGUGUUUGUGUGUCAUGGAGGAAGUCUUCGAAGUAUGAUAAGAUUGAUUACACAUUCCCCUAAUAGAACUAGAAAUUUUCAUGGAAAGUAAACUGCAAUACAUUUCUUAGGUAUUACAAAUGUAAAUUAUGUUCAUCUGGACAAAAACUGCUUGCACUACAAAUCUCACCCUUCUUUGAGGCAAUUUAUAUAUGUUAUUCUCAAUACAUUCACAAACAGAGAAGAGAUGCUACAGUUU
Populus euphratica (Euphrates poplar) is the source of this 1447-nucleotide messenger RNA. Its product is annotated as phytoene synthase 2, chloroplastic-like. Gene Ontology annotation, biological process: biosynthetic process. The record is from RefSeq and is a predicted model, not a curated record. The transcript has 8 exons. Gene Ontology annotation, molecular function: squalene synthase [NAD(P)H] activity; geranylgeranyl diphosphate synthase activity. Bases 1 to 1149 code for a protein of 382 amino acids. NCBI's taxonomy places the organism in Eukaryota, Viridiplantae, Streptophyta, Magnoliopsida, Malpighiales, Salicaceae.